Nyctereutes procyonoides (raccoon dog) is the source of this 7948-nucleotide messenger RNA. Its product is annotated as zinc finger protein 516-like. The record is from RefSeq and is a predicted model, not a curated record. Gene Ontology annotation, biological process: regulation of DNA-templated transcription. Bases 343 to 3681 code for a protein of 1112 amino acids. The transcript has 6 exons. NCBI's taxonomy places the organism in Eukaryota, Metazoa, Chordata, Mammalia, Carnivora, Canidae. Gene Ontology annotation, cellular component: nucleus. Gene Ontology annotation, molecular function: RNA polymerase II cis-regulatory region sequence-specific DNA binding; DNA-binding transcription factor activity, RNA polymerase II-specific.
CUUCACCUUCAGAGGCGCGGGGCGUGCGCGUCCUCCUUCCCGGGCCCGCCGCCUCCCGCCAAGGGCUCAUCCCAAUUUGGACUAGUCCCAUUUGGCUGCUGUAUAGGAUGGUGCAGCUGUAGGGGGUGAGAUGACACGCCCCGCCCUCCGCCACGGCCAGUCACUGAGGUGCUCUCUGCUGCUUGCCAUGCUUUCAGGGUAGGAUACACGGGCUGUCCUGGCAGGUGCGUCUCUGCAGCUGGGAAGCAGGAGCCUCAUCUGAAGAUGGAGAGAUAAGACGUCGUCUGGCAGGCUUGGGUGACAGAAAGUGCCCAUCCCGGCCGGGGAGCCCGUGUCCUGGAGAUGGAUCGCAACCGAGAGGCCGAGGUGGAGCUGAGAAGGGGCCCGAGCCCCAGCAGGGCCAGCAGGAGCCCCGAGGUGGACGGAGACAAGGCCAUGAGCCACAGCUGCUGCAUCUGUGGCAAGAGCUUCCCCUUCCAGAGCUCCCUGUCUCAGCACAUGCGCAAGCACACCGGGGAAAAGCCCUACAAGUGUCCCUACUGCGACCACAGGGCUUCCCAGAAGGGCAACCUGAAGAUCCAUAUCCGCAGCCACCGCACAGGCACUCUGAUCCAGGGCCACGAGCCAGAGGCUGGUGAGAUGCGUGUGUCUGAGGGCCUGGACGGCUGCACCAGCCCUACCAAGAGCAGUUCAGCCUGCAACAAGAUCCUGAACGGGGCCACCCAACUGGACGACAGCAAGAUCCUGCUGAGGAGCAGCAAGAAGGAGGCGGAGGGGGCUGUCUGUGCCCCAGAGGAGGGCAAGGUGGCAGCCCAGUGCUCCUUCUGCAAGUGCAAGUUUGAGCGGAAGAAGGACCUGGAGCAGCACGUGCACCAGGCUCACAAGCCAUUCAGGUGCAGGCUGUGCAGCUACAUGACCCUGAGGGAAGAGUCCCUGCUGAGCCACAUUGACAGGGACCACAUCACAGCGCAGGGGCCCAGUGGCACUGAGGCCUACGUGGAGAACGGCAAGCCCGAGCUCACCCCCGGUGAGUUUCCCUGUGAGGUGUGUGGCCAGGCCUUCAGCCAGACCUGGUUCCUCAAGGCCCACAUGAAGAAGCACAGAGGCUCCUUCGACCAUGGCUGCCACAUCUGUGGCCGGAGAUUCAAAGAGCCGUGGUUCCUCAAGAACCACAUGAAGGCACACGGCCCCAAGACAGGCAGCAAGAACAAGCCCAAGAGCGAGCUGGACCCCAUAGCCACCAUCAACAACGUGGUGCAGGAAGAGACGAUUGUGGCGGGCCUGUCCCUUUAUGAAGUCUGCACCAAGUGUGGGAACCUGUUUACAAACCUGGACAGCUUGAACGCGCACAACGCCAUCCACCGCCGGGUGGAGGCCGGCCGGACGCGGGCCCUGGCCGGGGAGGGCGCGGCCCAGGGUGGCCCCCCGGACUCCCAGCAGCUGUUCCUCCAGUGCCUGAACCUGCGGCCCGCCGUGGCCAGUGUGCCUGCUCGCGGGCAGGCGGGGCGGCGUGUGGCCGAGCUGGACCCAGUCAACAGUUACCAGGCCUGGCAGCUGGCCACGCGGGGCAAGGUGGCCGAGCCGGCCGAGUACCUCAAGUACGGGGCGUGGGACGAGGCGUUGGCCGGGGACGUGGCCUUCGACAAGGAGCGGCGCGAGUACAUCUUGGUGAGCCAGGAGAAGCGCAAGCGCGAGCCUGAGCCUGGCGCACCGGGGCCCCCGCGCAAGCGAGCGGGUGCGCCCGGGGACCCCACGCCUGGGCCCCUGGACCCCAGGCCUGCCGUUCGCCCCAGCCGCCGCGCCGCCGCCCCCGCGGGCCACGGCAAGUCGUCCGAGUGCUUCGAGUGCGGCAAGAUCUUCCGCACCUACCACCAGAUGGUGCUGCACUCCCGGGUGCACCGGCGCGCGCGCCGAGACCGCGACGGCCCUGGGGACCGCGCACCCCGUGUGCGCUGCGGCUCGCUCAGCGAGGGCGACUCGGCCUCGCAGCCCAGCAGCCCGGGCUCGGCCUGUGGUGCUGCCGCCGACUCCCCGGGCUCGGGCCUGGCCGACGAGGCUGCGGAUGAGAGCGGAGAGGAGGGUGCAGCCGACCCUGCACCAGGGGGAAAGCCACACCGCUUCUGCUUUUCUGAAGAGGUAGCACCGACUGUGCUCUCCAAUGGAGACCAGAGCCAUGCACCUGGAAGUAACGCGCCGGAAACAGACACUGGUGAGCCCAGAGCUGGGAAUGCAUCGUCAUUGUCCACCCUUGAAAACAGGAGCAGGGAUGCUUCCAAGAGAUCCGAGCAGCCCAGGUUUUCUGUGGACUUGAAGACGCCAGGGUUUCACCUGAAGCAGGAGGUCUCCGUUUCGAGGGAUGCCGCAAACUUCCCUUUGCAUUUGGGUCAGACUUUUCCAGAAGGAGCCGAUCUGCAGCUCUUGUCUGAGAGCCCAGCCAACCACCUGAAGGAGAAGCUGUCCGACCUGCUCAUGAAGGGACAUGCAGGCGGUGGAAGAAAGGGGCCGGCCCCAGACUUGAUCCCGCUGGACCUCAGUGAGAGGUCGAGUCGGGAUGACCCCAGCCGUAAGGAACUGGCCUCGUCGCUGCAAGCCGCGCUGGCUGUUCACCCGUGUCCUUACUGCAGUCACAAGACCUACUACCCCGAGGUCCUGUGGAUGCACAAGCGUGUCUGGCACAGGGUCAGCUGCAACUCCAUGGCCCCCCAGUGGAUUCAGCCCAAUGGUUACAAAAGCAUCAGAAACAACUUGGUCUUCCUAGCCCGGAGUGGACGCACGGGCCCCCCACCUGCUCUGGGGGGCAAGGAGUGCCAGCCUCUGCCCAUCGCUCGGUUCACGCGCACCCAGGUGCCGGGAGGGGCGCCAGGGCCCAAAAGCAGUUCCUCGCCGCUGGGUGUGACCACAAAAGCCGCUAGCAUGCCUAAGAGCAAGGAGAGCCACCCCGGGGGCCCCUGCGCACUUUGGGUGGCCAGCCCUGAGGGGCACCGGCAGGCCAAGCCUGGCCAUGGCCCCGAGCAGCAUGGAGCCCCCACGCAGCCGCCCCUGCCCAAGCCCAGGCAGGAGGCCAGCCCUAGACCCGGGCCCAUGGGGGGCAGCGGCUUCAGCCGGAGUGCCACCCCCACACCUUCUGUUAUUGCUCGGGCGGGCAGCCAGCCCCUGGCUGGUGGGAGGCCGGGGGACAAAUACAUCAUCCCUCCCGCGGGGGCCAGCCUCGGCCCCCCAAAUAAGCACAGCGCCCCGGACCCCCUGAAAGCCAAAUUCAGCCCUCAGCCUCAGGGUCAGCCACACGUGAAAGGUGAUGGGGGCCCCUCUCUACCUCCCCGCGAGCCCCCCUCCAAGGCCGGCCAGGAGCUGCGGCCACCGGCCAGUGGUGGGGCGGGCCCCAGGGGGAAUGCAGCCUUGCCUGGCCUGCCCGCCCUGCACGCCAGCAAGCAGGAGCCCACGUCUGACGGCCACGAGAAGCGCCUGGACAUCCUCAAUAUCUUUAAGACGUACAUUCCAAAGGACUUUGCUUCUCUGUACCAGAGCUGGGGUGCCAAUGGUCCUGCACUAGAGCACAGAGGGAUGCUCCGGACGCAGGCCCGCCAAGGAGACUUCGUGUGCGUGGAGUGUGGGAAGCGCUUCCACCAGCCCAGCCACCUCAGGGCGCACACGCAGGCGCACACAGGGGAGAGACCGUUCUAACGCAGAUCCCGUCCCGACAGUGCCUCUCAGGAAGGGAACCUGAAGACACGUUUCCAGCGUACCCCGGUGCCCCUGAUAGCCGUCAGCAGCCCCCUUGCGGAUGUCCCCACAGCGACCCUGACCACCUUGGUGGUGGAAGAUCAGCCGCAGGACUCCCGCCCGGACACCUUGAAUCCUGGAGCCGCUGAGCCGGAGUAGAGACCGAAGGGAAAUGCUUCUCCUCCUUGUUAAACAUUUCAGAAUAAACGAAGAUGGUGUGUCUACUCUAGAGUCACCCGUAGAUAUUCUCUAUGCAUAUAUGUGCUCAUCGACCAUGGCCCCGUGCUUUCUUACCAUAAACAGUGGUGUCGGCAGGCACAGGCGUCUGUGCUGUUCAAGACAAGUUUGAGACACUGGAGAGAGGUUCGUGUGUGUGCAGAAGACACUGAGGAAGCCCUGAGCAGGAGCCGCCGCCGCCACCCAGGAGGACUGUUGGGUAAUGUCCGGACACAGUGGUGGUGGAGCUGAGGUCGGCCAGGUGUUAACACCACGGCCUCUCUGUGUCCUAGGGGGUACGUAGAGUGGUCCGUAAGAGAGCAGAAGGUGGUGGCACAGGGCCGUGACGGGGCCCCACCGUGCGGCAGCCCUCGGGGGUCCGUGUGCAUUUCCUGCGGGCACCCCUGCCCGCCCACCCCACCCCCCGCCCCGUCCUUCCCAUCAUUUGCUCUCAGUGAGCCCGCAGAGGAGACGCAGCUCUGGGAGUGCUUCUGUUCUGCUUUGGAAAAGAGCUAGUUGAACACUAAGAAAAGCAGGCUUCUUUGUUUAUUCUCAGGACCUUUUUGUCACAGGGCUACAUUCUACAAACUGCUCAUCAAGGAAGACUGCCCGUCUUAACAAAUUCUCUAGCCACUGAACCCUCCUAGUCCAGACCCGUUUUACUGAUCGCGGGAGAAUCCCUGAGCAGGUUUGGGAGCCCUGGUGCUCUGGAAACUUCUGCUCCCCCUCCCUCCCUCCCUGCCUACCCGCCCUCCCCACCUCACCCCCAUCUGUCCCUCCACCAGCCCAGCAAGUAGGUGUCUUUUCUUCUCGGGCCUGGGGACCCCUGCAGGAUGAGUACCUUCAUCAUCCCCAGAGCGUGGAGGUCCCCAGGCCCCUGGGUGGGGGCGGCUUUAUAUACCUCUUCCUCAGUCCCGCAAAUGCAAGUUUUUGUGGUGGGGGUUAAGGCCCGUAACAAAGGAUCUUAAACCGUGCAGUGUACGCCGUUAAAAUUGUAUUCCACAGAUAUAAAUAUUUUCUUUUCCUGUUACCGUGACACUAUGUGUGAUGGUAAUAUUUCUGAGAGUUUCAGAUUUUUGCACAUAUGAUUUUAUGCAUUAUCAAAAGUUACUGCUGCCUUGAAUGAAAAUGUUCUGUGAAAUUUUUUGCAAAAGCUUUACUAGGUUUUUUUUAAUUGUGAAAUUUUGUAAAGGCAGGAAAUGGAUUAAAAUGAGCAUGCUAAAUAUAUUUUUCAAAAAAGCAAUAAUUUUACAUGUACAGAAAUUAUCCUAACCUUUAAUACUGGUGAGAGCGACAGUUUACUUAAUACGGUAAUGGAUUAGUGCAGUUUUUUGUAGAAAAUGGGCUUCUGAUACAAAGAUUUGUUUAAACACGUGCGUGCACACGCACACACAUACACACACACACACACACACAAACCCUGAAGUGUGGUUUUCCUGUUCUAAUGAUUUGUUGAAUUAUUAUUAUAUUAUUAUUGUUGAUGUUGUUAUUAGUUAAUGUUUGAUUCUGAAUUCUACUUGUUACUGAAUUUAAAUUACUUGAGGUUCAGGUUACUUUGCAACACUUGCAAACAAUGCAAUGUAAUUGGCUAGCUUCUCUAUACAUACGUAUGUAUACACACGUAUGUAUGUGCACAUGUAUAUGUAUGUGUGUAUAUGUAAACGUUUCUACUUAUUUUUUUCCUGAUACUUAUACACCAGAUAUGUACCAGAAUGAUCUGUUGUGUUGGUGUAAUUAGGAAUAUCCGUGCAGAUUCUAUCGAGCAGCUGUAAUUGACUGUUUCUGUAAAGUUAUUUUGAGCAAAGUUGCAGAGACACAUUCCUCUGUCCACCUUAGAAAUCAGAAUGCCGCCUUUCUGUUGACUUAUGUUUGAUCAUUUUGAUAGUUUCCCCAAAGUGAUAAUUUCUGCGUUUCAUUUUCUUGGCUGAAAGUGAAUAGUGACAGUUCAGGAAUGCACAGGGGUUAGUGAUUCAGUCCUGUCUGUUUCUCUGUGUUCUAGUUAUUAAAAGCAAUUCUGUACCCAAAGUGACACGGAGGUGUCGUGUACAUUCUUACUGUUUCAGAAGCAGCACCCGGGAGCCCCACUGGCAGUUGGAGCUGCCUGGUGGAGACAGGGGUGCGUGCCUGGGGUCCCGCUGGUGGAGUGUGCAGCCGAGUCAUUUUACGUAACCGUGUGUGCUGUGCCGAGUGCAGAAAUAGGUUUCCACGUAACUAAUCAGACGGAGGAGGACCCUCCGAGGAUGCCACCCUCCAAGACACGCCGUUCUCGGGCCUGACUGUGGUUUCUUUCUUCCACUGGUCAUCAGUAUUGUAUUGGUUUGUUAAUGCGUUUAUGUCAGUUUGACCAUAGUAUUUAAUAUGAUUUGUGUUUUCUUAUUUAUUUAGCCAAUAUGUUUUGAUUCGCUUUUUUUUUUUUUGAAUGGUAAUUUCCGCAUGAUCUCUCCUGUAAGUCACCUUCUGACUGUUACAGACUUUCUACUACCUCUACCGAUCUGCUGUUUCCUUGUUUCUUAACAGGAUUUUUACAGUGUUGGCGUCUAAUGUAACUUAGACAAUAAAGGGUUUGGUUGUCUACACUACAGCUUCUCCGUGUAUCUCCCCGCCCCGCCUGCGCUCUCGCUGUUCCUGGCGCGGCUCUGUUGGCCUGGCUCUCCUCCUCGCCUCGCCCUCUCCUCCUCCCCGCUCAAGUCUCUUACUUGUUGUCGAAGUCAAGUAACACGUAAAUAAUGAGCUUAUAGGAGUCUUUCAGGUUAUUCACUCAUAUUCCUUAAUUUUGAAGAAUGAACAUUUACAUUCUCUGAAAAAUCGGCUGGUACGCCUCUUCUCUGGGAGACACUUAGCUGUUUUGCCACUUUCCUGCCUGCUUUUGGAAGGUCUCUUGGCACUCUCAGACGGAGACAUUUCAUUGUUGGUCAAAACACAAGUAGAUUUUCAAGGCAAGCGGAUUUUGCCUUCCCAGUUUUGAAAAGUAUUCAGUGCUUUUAGAGGUCCCUCCAAUACUUACUUGUUUUGGAAACCAAGAAAGACCCUGGUUUCCUGAUAAAAACAUGCUCCAGGAAAUCACUCUAGUUAGUAAUUACACACGGCCACCGGGUUAGGUGAAGGGCUGUUCAUUUUGCCCACGGUGUCAAGAGCCGUCUUCAGACUCGGUGACUCUGGCACAGGCUACGUACAUUUAUAGGAGCAUCCAUGUCAGGGCACAAGCGUCCGUGUCAGGGCACAACACACGCACAGAUUUAGUAAUCUAGCACUGCUUUCCGAUGGAUGUAGUGUUGAAUGCAGCCAGUAACCGGUGCCGUCUCUCUGAUGCCUUCCAGGGCGCUGGCUCAGGGAGCUGCUCAGUCUUCCCACUGGAGAGAGAGGCAUGAGAGAGAGCGAGAGAGUGAGCACUCCUGGCUCACAGGAUGCAUGUCCCCUGGAUCGUGGACAGCAACUGCACCUGUCAAUCUGUGCCCAAAGGACACUGCGCCUCUUGGACGCUUGUGGCCAUAUUUCACUUUAUCAAUAGUCCUGCUUUAAAGCAAAAUAAACGAUGACUCCCCAAACAUCGAUGAUGUACAAACAAGAGGGACUGUAUGUGUUUGACUUUCCCACUUUCCAGACAAAGUAGCAUAUGCUGUUUUACUGCUUUAACUUUGGUGAGUUCUGAGUGCAGAGCAUUUUGUUCACUGAGUAAAAGAAAAAUCACAGGCCAGGACUUCGAGAGGUGGUGUAAGUGCACUGCAGAGCCCCAGCACACCUGUGUGAGGGGACCCAUGGAGAACGUUCAUUCUUCAUCAACUUUGCUAAUGAUACUUUGAGGCAGUAAAAUGCAAAAGACCAUAGAAUUUGUAUUUCUUUUUUUUUUAAAUACAAUUUAUAACAUUAUAUUUUGUACUCUUUAUAUUAGAAUUUGUAACUAGAUUGAUGUAUUUAACUCUAUUUCUGAAAGAAUAAAUCAAUGUUUCAGUUAUGUGAUAAAAAUAUUUAGAUAAAACAUAUUCAUUCUAUUGGAAUUUGAAAUCAAUAAAAA